This is a messenger RNA of Penicillium alfredii, 2037 nucleotides long. RefSeq lists its product as uncharacterized. Bases 1 to 2037 code for a protein of 678 amino acids. NCBI's taxonomy places the organism in Eukaryota, Fungi, Ascomycota, Eurotiomycetes, Eurotiales, Aspergillaceae. The record is from RefSeq and is a predicted model, not a curated record. The transcript has 2 exons.
AUGGCGUCACAAUGGCCGGCUAUGCCGCCUAUUCUGGACCAACCUAUUGCCGAAAGCAUCUAUCGUCUUCGCGAAUACACCCGGAAGGUAUCAGCCUAUGCGGGGGACGGAAAGAGGCAAAAGGUCCGAGUUGGGCAGGUCAAAGAGCUAUGUGAUACCUACGACGUUCUCCUAAGCCGAAUCGCCGAAGAGAUGUUCCUCAAAUCGCGCUCAGCAGACACGUUUCAAGAGCAAUUCCGGCAAGCGAUGGAAUCAAACCAACGCACGGCCCUUAUAGGCAUGUUCCCUGCCCUUCCAGCACCAACACCUCCGCCACAGCCAAUACAGCAGUCCCCCGACGCCCCCUCCCCCUCCUUAUCCUCCGCCGACGUGAGCAAAGACCGGAAAGACUUGUUCGUGAAAAUCCGAUGGGACAACUGCACUUCUCCCUACCUCAGCAAGUCGAACUCCCGCGUCGUUAAAGAACUCCAGCAGCUCGUCAAUCAAGGAAGGGAGGGCUGCAAGCCAAUUCAGUUGGAUGCAGUGCGCGUGCAUGGGAGUGGAGAUGUCGAAACCCAUGCCCCUACGGCGUUAGAUAUCGACAGCCUGACCGAAACAUCACCCGCGUGGCUUCCGCGACGCCCCCACGGAGUAAGAGCCCGCAUCAUCCCUAAUAUGUUCUCGAUCAUAAUCCACGGGGUGCCACGAAAGACAUUCUCCCGCAGGAGCUUCGAAACCGGUCAGGCAAAGGAUAUUAUCCUCCAGGCCAGCGCGGCCCGAAUCCCAGAUGCAUGCAUCGUGCAUGUAAGCUGGACCAGUGGCCGCUUUGUAUUAAAGGCCCAAAAACCAAAAGGCUCGCUGAUAGUGGAAUUCCACCGGGCAGCUGACGCAAACAAGCUCCUGCGGGAGCCUUUCAUCCUCAAUGGCACCCCACUCCACACCGAACUCUAUACCCAGGAGGGACAAGUGUCCCAGUGUCAUCGCUCUAACUGCCCACACCAGAAAGACCCUGAGAAGAGAUAUUGCGCGAACCGCGGGGCUAAUCACCCAGCCAACAGCAAAAACUGCCGCUUCCACAUCGAAGCUGUGACCAAAUCACGCCGCGCUGUGGCCCAGAAGCCGAAAUACUUCGAGGAACCACCUGAAAGUCGCCAGCAGGCCUCCCGAUCGACACCACAAGCCCUGCCACCGCCUCAGAUAGCCACAGACUCGGAAAGCGCCACAUCAAACUAUUCCACUACCAAGAAGAGGGGACGCCCGCAAAAGCAGCAACAGGGCCAGCAGAAGAAACAAAGACUCAUCACCCAUCCCCCCACGACCCCAACGCCACUAAUACAGGGCGAAGGCACCGGCCCUACCCGGAAAGCAGUGUCAACAGGCAGAUCAUCCACCCUCGCCCACGACAUCACAGUCGAUGAAAGCGAAUACCAUAGCACAACGUCGAGAGUCCGGUCCCAGGACCUACAGUCAACAGACGACACAGCCUCCAGCCAGAAAUCAACGGAUGAAGCCCUAUCAGGCCCGGAACAGUCCGCAUCCGAACCAGAACUCGGACAGCAACUCCCAUCGUCCCCGCCCCACCCGUCAGACGCGGCAUCUCAGUCCGCUGCCUCGGACUCCGAUAUCCCCCCCGUCCCUUCCCCGCACAGCUCCCCCCGCAAGCGUCGCAGGUCCGCCAGAAUCAGCGAAUCCGAGCCUGAACAGGCGCCGGAGCCGCCUAGCAAGAAGCCCCGGAGGUCCAGCGGCCACCGAUCUCCACCACUAAACCAGAGCCCGAGCAAACACCCAACACAGAGAGCGAAGUGGAACGGGAGGCGCAAAGCGGAGAACAAAUACCGGCAGGCGAAGAACGGACUGUUCGGUAAUAGACGAACCCCACAGACCCCAGCACAAGAGCAACAGCUCCGGGACUAUAUCGACGGAUGGGAAGAUGCCCAGAAAGGGAAAAGGGCAGAAGGGCAGACCCUCGAUUACAGCAAAGGAUGGAAAGACUCCCACCACGCCGCCAACCUCGCCCGAGAGCACGCAGCAGCAGAACUUACCCAGGCCGCAGCGUAA